Molecule: messenger RNA, 1213 nt
Organism: Carassius carassius (crucian carp)
Lineage: Eukaryota; Metazoa; Chordata; Actinopteri; Cypriniformes; Cyprinidae
Product: myeloid-associated differentiation marker homolog
Exons: 2
Coding region: 121-1002 (293 amino acids)
Cellular component (GO): membrane
Source: RefSeq, a predicted model, not a curated record
CGAGAGAAAGAUAACGGGACAAGCCGACUACCAAGAAGCCACUGAAUCGAAGUGGACGUCUAUUCCUGUUACUCACAGCUGACAUUAACUGUCCUGUAAAUCUUCUUUUGUGAGCCCAUCAUGCCGGUGGUGUUGCGUUCCUCUCCUCUCCUGUGGGCCCGUGUGGCUGCCAUGGUUUUCGCCUGCGUAGCGUUCAGCGUAGCUCUUUAUGGAGCGAAGCUAUCUCACGGCACGGGUGACUGGUGCAUUUUCUGCUGGAGUUUCAGUUUUGUUGGAACUCUUCUGAUAAUCUUAGUGGAAAUGUUUGGCCUGCAGACCCGCGCCCCUGUCUCAUGGAAGAACUUUCCAAUCACGUUCGCUUGCUACGCCUCCCUCCUCUGCCUCUCCGCUUCAAUCAUAUUCCCCCUUUACUUCCUGAAGGGAAACACUCAGCCUGAAGAGAUAAUGAACUGCCGCAUUGUGUCUACCGUAUUUUCUUGCCUUGCCACCAUCGCGUACUUAAGCGAGGUGAGUCUGAGUAAGGCUCGUCCAGGAGAAGUAGCUGGCUACAUGGCCACAGCACCAGGGUUGCUAAAGGUGUGCGAGACCUUCGUCGCUUGCAUCAUAUUUGUCUUCAUCAGUGAGCCCAUAUCAUAUGAUCAGAAUGCGGCCACCAAUUGGUGCCUGGCCGUGUACUGCAUCUGCUUCAUCUUGUCAACAGCUAUUAUUGUGAUGUGUGUAGGAGAGUGCACAGGUUGCUUGCCCUUCUCCUUCGCCCGUUUCCUGUCCACAUAUGCCCUCCUGGCUGUGGCCUUGUAUUUGUCUGCCACCAUCAUCUGGCCCAUUUAUAAGUUCGACAAGAAGCACGGAGGCCAGAGCCACAGACCCAGUCACUGUGGCUCCAGCAUAGGCCUGUGCGAUUGGGACAAGGUGCUGUCCAUCUCCGUCCUCAGCGCUCUCAACUUCGUUCUCUAUCUGGCUGAUCUCAUCUACUCAGCCAGGCUAGUGUUUGUUACCGUUUAAGGGGUUUAGCAGGAAUUAAAAGGUACAAAAGAAAGGCAAAACAAUAAAAGACAGAAAAAGGGAAGUGGGUAAGAGAGUAGCAUGUUGAAAUGAUAGGUCAUGAACUAUAUUUACUGUUAGCUAUAUUUCAUGUCAUGCCUGUUUAGCGAUCUUUUCUACAGAUGACAACAAAUAUUGACUUUGAAAAGUUUUUUUUUUUUUUUUUUUUUUU